UGGCGCGGCUCUGGAGCCCCAAACCUGCGCUGCCAGCUCAGCCGCCCCACAUCCCCGCUCUGCUCCUCUCUGCUUUCACCACGGCUCCCCUCCACGCCCCACACCAGCAGCCCCCACCCCACAGAGCCCCCCUAGAUUUGGGGGAGGAGGGUGGGAUCCCGAGAGAUCCUAUGGGGACCUGGAGGUUGGGGUCCACCAAUGCCCCAGAGAUCCUAUAGGGUGCUAUAGGGGCUGCUCAGUACCCCAGAGAUCCUAUAGGGUGCUAUAGGGGCUGCUCAGUGCCCCAGAGAUCCUAUAGGGUGCUAUAGGGGCUGCUCAGUACCCCAGAGAUCCUAUAGGGUGCUGUAGGGGCUGCUCAGUGCCCCAGAGAUCCUAUAGGGUGCUGUAGGGGCUGCUCAGUGCCCCAGAGAUCCUAUGGGCUGCAGGCACAGCGAGCAGCUGUUGGCUGCUGUGGGGCUGCUGUUGGCGUUGGGUUCUGUUGGCUGGCGGCGCGGUGUGGGGCUGUGGGUGAGGCUUCUUGCGGUCUGGGGGCUUCUGGGGGUCCCUGCCCUCCUGCCCACGCUGCCCUUGGGAUCCACCGCUUCUUCCUGGAGGGAUUGGGAUCCACAACUCCUCCACCGGGUGCUGGGAUCCAUGAGCUUGCGCUGGCGGUGGGGCUGUGGGUGCGGUGGGGGGCUGGGGGCUGAGGCGGCCCCAUAACGGCCCCAUAACGGCCCCGUGGCCGCAGGUGAUCCGCAGGGGCUGGCUGACCAUCAACAACAUCAGCAUCAUGAAGGGCGGCUCCAAGGAGUACUGGUUCGUGCUGACGGCCGAGUCGCUCUCCUGGUACAAGGAUGAGGAGGAGAAGGAGAAGAAGUACAUGCUGCCCUUGGACAACCUCAAGAUCCGCGACGUGGAGAAGGGCUUCAUGUCCAACAAGCACGUCUUCGCCAUCUUCAACACGGAGCAGCGGAACGUGUACAAGGACCUGCGGCAGAUUGAGCUGGCCUGCGACUCGCAGGAGGACGUGGACAGCUGGAAGGCGUCGUUCCUGCGGGCCGGGGUCUACCCUGAGAAGGACCAG
This is a messenger RNA of Lagopus leucura (white-tailed ptarmigan), 1063 nucleotides long. RefSeq names its product dynamin-2-like. The transcript has 3 exons. NCBI's taxonomy places the organism in Eukaryota, Metazoa, Chordata, Aves, Galliformes, Phasianidae. The record is from RefSeq and is a predicted model, not a curated record. The annotation marks the transcript as partial.